CGGGAUGUCGGUGGGGGUGUCGCUGCUGGCGGUGGCCGCGCUGCUCUGCGCCGCCCCGCCGCCGGGUCCCUGCGGUGGAGGGGGGGCGGCGGCCGCCCUGACGGUGUGGACGGCCUGGCUGAACGUGUCGUGGGAGGACAGCACGGACCGCAACCGGAGCGGCUGGGAGGCGAGCGAGAGCGGGCUGUACGGGCUGGAUUCGCCGGUGCGGGGGGCCGCGGGGCUGCUGGUGCUGCCCGACGGCCGCGACUCCUUCAACGCCUGCAGCGCCCGCACCAACUUCAGCGGGGCCCCCCCGGCCGGUGGUAGCGGCGGCGGCGGCGAUGGGGGGUCCUCGGAGUGGCUCGCCCUCAUCCAGCGCGGCGGCGGCUGCACCUUCGCCGACAAGAUCCGUCUGGCAAGGUUGCGGGGCGCCUCCGCCGUCGUCAUCUACAACUACCGAGACACCGGCAACGACGUGCUGCCCAUGUCCCACCCGGGUGCUGAAGAUAUCGUUGCAAUUAUGAUUGGCAACCUGAAAGGCAUGGAGAUCUUACACCGGAUUGAGAGUGGCAUGAAAGUGACUAUGGUCAUUGAAGUGGGGAAAAAGCAUGGUGCUUGGAUGAAUCAGUACUCCGUCUUCUUCAUCUCAGUGUCAUUUUUCAUUGUCACAGCAGCAACCAUGGGCUACUUUAUUUUUUAUUCUGCUCGGCGACUCAGGAUUGCAAGGGCCCAGUCCAGGAAUCAGCAACAACUGAAGGCCAAGGCUAAGAAGGCCAUUGAGCAGUUACAGCUGCGCACCCUGAAGCAAGGGGACAAGGAAACCGGUCCUGAUGGAGACAGCUGUGUUGUGUGCAUUGAGCUGUACAAGCCCAACGAAGUAGUGCGUAUUCUGAUUUGCAACCAUCUCUUUCACAAGAGCUGUAUUGACCCCUGGCUUCUGGAACACAGGACAUGCCCGAUGUGCAAAUGUGACAUACUCAAAGCUUUGGGUGUUGAGGAGGAUGUAGAAGGUGGCACUGAGUCUGUGCAAGCCACAGUAUCCAGUAGGACAUCAAAUAUCUCUACAGUUAAUGAAGAGGAUAAUCACAGUGAAACAGCAUCAUCUGGAUAUGCUUCUGUACAAGGAGCAGAGGAAUCUGUGCUGGAGGAAUAUGCACCAUCAGAAAAUGACAACAUGCAUCUUGUAAACAGCGAAUCCCAGCCCUCCAAUGUGAAUGUCCUUCCCCACAUGGACAACCCAAGUUUUGAGGCAGAUGAAACACAAGUUCGUGAAGUCAAGUCUUAAGAAUGUGCCAGCAACAUAGUGUAAGCCUUCUGCAAGGAGCCUGCUGCUGGCAGGUGUACACCAAACAUUGCAAGACUGAAGCAGAAGAAUAUUGCCUUGGCAAUGCUGAGAUCAAAUGGACUUGUUCAAAUCAUAUUUGUAUGGUUUGAAAUUCUUAAAACUGCAUCUCCCACGUGGAAUUUAGUUUUAGCACUCUUCAGAUAAAGCUAUCUUAAAAAUAAAGAAAAACAUCAGAUUUUAACACUAAAACAAAAGUUCCAUCUUCAGCAAAGUUUCUCUUCAGUGUUUGAGUCAUUUAAAAAUAAGGAGGAGAUUCCUUGUUGUAGCUGUCUCUACUGGGAAUUGUUUUGACUUGGGUUUUUUGUUGUUCAUUGUUUUAAUUCAAGUGGAUUUUCAUUGUAAACAAAUUUAUUUUGAUCUGGUCUAAUACUCAUCUACCAGACACAGCUUAGUUUAAAGCAACACCGUAUUUAAUAUUUCUGUGCACUAAUUUGCUCCUGCUGAGACUUGUAUUGUUUUCCCUUUCCAGGAACAGUACUGGGAAUUAUACCAGCACACUUUCCCUGGAGAUAAGGUUAAGCAUCAGAGGAUUGCUUAUUCUUUUGCAGGUGCACUAAUUUGGUAGGAGAGGGUACAAACUAAUGCCUGUCAAACUGGAUUUUGCCUACAGUGUCUUGGUUUUCUAGUAAACCGAUUGAUACUCUACCUCUCAACUCCAACCUGCCAACCACACAUUCCUAAAGGGAAAAAGAGAGCUUCAGGAUGACAGGCCAAAUCUGACUUGCACAAUACUGUAAAGGGAACAAUUGUAGGAACUUCUCAAACCUGUUAAUAUUAGAUAGCCUGAAAGAUCCUCCAUGAUCUUUGGAGUUAUAACUGUCUCUAGCACCAGCAAUAUGCCAGAGUCUUGGCUUUGUGAGUCUGGGAUAACUUCAGGAAGACUGAACUAAGGGUGAAAAAAAUAGAUUCUUCCCAAAGGAUCUGCUGUGUUUUAAUCAGAGAAUGAUCCAGCCCCUGAGAAAUGCUGGACUGUUGCUGUGCACUGUCUUGCCUGUGUGCUAAAGCUGCAGGGAGAGCUGGCGUCCUGUAACUGUAACAGAGGAUGGGUAAAGUUGUCUGUCAUCGGUGGGGAGUUGAACUGGGGUGGAGGAGGAACACGGAGUGCCUCGAUACUGAGUGUAGGGCCUUGCCCAGUGAAGGUAUUAAGGACAUCUUACAGAUGCACUUUAUUUUUUCUUUUAAUCUCUGUAUCUAUGGCUUGUUUCUAAUGUUAGCAAAACUUUGUCUUAAAGCCCACAGUAAAGUACUAUUGAAUCUGGAGGGAAAAGCAAUGCAUUUUCUUAUCUGUAGUAUAAUUAAAAUUGUUGUAAAUAUUUCAUGAUUUGUAUUGAAUUUGAAUAUGAAAUUGUAAAUAAAACUAUAUUUUGAUGACCCUGA
Calidris pugnax (ruff) is the source of this 2704-nucleotide messenger RNA. RefSeq names its product ring finger protein 128, E3 ubiquitin protein ligase (gene RNF128). The transcript is spliced from 7 exons. The coding region runs from base 5 to 1267 and encodes 420 amino acids. Lineage: Eukaryota; Metazoa; Chordata; Aves; Charadriiformes; Scolopacidae. The record is from RefSeq and is a predicted model, not a curated record.